AUGCCAAUUGAGCUCCACGGCAAAGGUGCGGCGGCGCUGCGGACGUUCCUGACGACGCAUUUAAGCGCGGAGCAGCUGAAACGACGCGACGUAAAGGCGCUGCUACUUUCGCUGCCUACAGAGCGAAAGAAUGUGCUGCAGAUGAUCGAGUUACGGCAAGUAGCAGCGCUGCUGAGAGAGUUGCGAGCCGAUGAGCCAUCGACGCCUAGUCUAGUGUCGCUAUUGCGACAAGAAGGAGGCGUUCAAGCUCGAGUUGCCGCUAUGUUGAUGGAUGAGGAAGAGAAGAAGAGGGUGCAUGAGAAGGAGGAGAAGAGGAGCAAGUACUUGAUGAAGCGACGCAAAGUGCUGCGGCGUCUGGACGAAGAUAUGCGGUAUGACAGUUUGGUCCGCAAUGUUACGCCUCAGUCGAACAGAAGAGAGUGGACGCAGUAUGAGACAAACGUGCAUCAGCAUUUGUCUGUUGGCGCUAAUAUGGUGAUGGCUCGGAUCACGGCGUUUGGAGCCGUGUACUUUGUGGCUCGAAACGUCACGGACAAUGAGACGACGAGACUUGUGGCUGGACUCGGAGGUGCUAUUGUCAUGAUGGUUAUUGAGAUGGUGCUGUUCAUUGCGCGUGCAGCUAAGAUGGAUCAGCUCGAGAGGAAGCUUACAACGCAUUGGAGGUGCGUGUAG
This is a messenger RNA of Peronospora matthiolae, 672 nucleotides long. The record is from the annotation of a GenBank genome assembly. Lineage: Eukaryota; Oomycota; Peronosporomycetes; Peronosporales; Peronosporaceae.